GCCUGCUUGAGGCUCGGCAGCACUUAUCUCAGCUGGAGAUCACCAGGAGUCAGCUUGAAAUCCAACUUCAUGCAGUCAUGCAGACCAAGGAAGCGAUGCAGGGGGAACUGAAGUUCCUUCAACAGGAGCUGGAAGCAGAGAGAUCUCUCACGAGGCAAGAACGGGAAGAGACGUCACAGCAGCUCUUACUGACCAAACAGCAGUAUGACAGUGCCUUCGAACUUCAGCAGAGUGCCCACGAAGUGGAAAUAAAGAAGCUCCUGAAAGACCUGCUGGAAGAAGAGACUGAGGCUUUGUCAAGGAGAGUGGAUGAGACGGAGAGAAGAAAGAUCUCUGAGCAGGAGAAGCUGCAGCUGUGUGAAAGAAUGAAUGAAGAGCUCUCUGCAGAGAAAGCCCACCUGGAGCAGCUGUUGAAGAAGGCAGAGGAGCAAGAGAAGGGGCUGCAGGUGGAACUGAUGGCACUGAGGAAGGAGAAGGAAGAAAGCCAAGAGGAACUCCAAGUCUCCCAGCAGCAACAGGAGUUGGUGAGAAGUGGGCUGGAGGAGCUGCGACAGGAGUGCUGUCGCCAAGCAGACGCCCUGGCCAAGAUGUCCAGAGAGAAGGAACUGCUGGUACAGGAGAAGGCUGACCUUGAGGUGCGACUGAGAGACACAGAGUGGGACAGACGAGGCCUUUCAGAGCAGCUGGCAGAGGCCAGCUGGAAGAAGAGACUGAGGCUUUGUCAAGGAGAGUGGAUGAGACGGAGAGAAGAAAGAUCUCUGAGCAGGAGAAGCUGCAGCUGUGUGAAAGAAUGAAUGAAGAGCUCUCUGCAGAGAAAGCCCACCUGGAGCAGCUGUUGAAGAAGGCAGAGGAGCAAGAGAAGGGGCUGCAGGUGGAACUGAUGGCACUGAGGAAGGAGAAGGAAGAAAGCCAAGAGGAACUCCAAGUGAGACCCAGACCCUGGUGCUUCUGGAUGGGCGUUUGUCUGCUGGGCUCAGUGAAGCUGUGGCUGUUGUAUUCUGUGGGUUUUUUGUCACGCAGGCACUUGGUGGUGGUGGAGGGGAGAAGUCUUUUGUGUGCUUCCUGUGGGAAAGGUGUUGGUGACUUGCAGAGCUGUCUU
This is a messenger RNA of Cuculus canorus (common cuckoo), 1099 nucleotides long. Its product is annotated as trichohyalin-like. The transcript is spliced from 5 exons. Lineage: Eukaryota; Metazoa; Chordata; Aves; Cuculiformes; Cuculidae. The record is from RefSeq and is a predicted model, not a curated record. Bases 78 to 794 code for a protein of 238 amino acids.